Molecule: messenger RNA, 477 nt
Organism: Lactuca saligna
Lineage: Eukaryota; Viridiplantae; Streptophyta; Magnoliopsida; Asterales; Asteraceae
Source: the annotation of a GenBank genome assembly
AUGACUCAUCAGAAGAUGAAGAAAAUAAGAAGUAAUCCACCCUCAAAGCUACAAAAUAAGAAGCUUCCUCAUCCAUCAGUCAGUUUAAUUGUUCUCCCUAUUUGCAAUACAUCACUCUUCCUCCUCCUCCUCUUCAAGAAAAAAGAAAUAAAGACUCCUCCUACUCCAACCAAACUCAAAGGGAAAGGAAAAAUUGAUGAAUCAGAAGCUAUUCAUUUAAACUACAAGGAAUCAUCUAAUACAAAAACUAAAGAGCUCAAAAUGAUCACAGAAGAGUUGGGAUAUCAAGCUGCUGUAAAGCUGAAAGCCGAGCUUGAUCAUCAAGUUGCUUUGGAAAAAGAAAAUGUUGUUGGGUCAAGCCCAAUCGAAGAAGAUUUGUCUACUGAAGAUGAUGACAAAAUCAUAGUUGAUGAAGACGAAGACAAAGAAGAUUAUGAUAAACCAAUCUCCUCAAUUCUCAACAAAAGGAAUCCUUAA